AUGACGGUCAGGUCGCCAGCCCAAGAUAUCCCCACGAGGGUUCUCGGGGUGAUUGCCACGGAGCUCCAAAUCCCUUUGAGUGAAUUAGACGACGAGGCUGAGUUUUCUGAGCUCGGUGUGGACGAUCUGGUAGCCCCUACCAUCAUAGCCAGGAUCGCGAAAGAAACCGCCCUCCGGCUCCCAGAGGAUGUUUUCCAGGAUUCCGAGACCGUGGGCGUGCUCCUAAAGUAUCUUGCGGCGCUCGCGCCGAGGCCACAGACACCGCCGCCCGAUCUGCCGGUGAAACCACGCUUCGACCCUCGGUCGCUCGGGGUUCUGAUCCGCAGGGGAGGCACCGUCGCCUUCAAAGCCGGCAACGUCCACCAACCCCGAAAUCUCUUUCUCCUCCCCGACGGCAGUGGCGCGGCUAUGGCCUAUGCUCGCCUCCCAGCCCUACCCAACACCACCCUCUACGCUCUCAACAGUCCCUUUCUUCAAGACACCGCUGGUUACACAUGCAGCAUUGAGCAACUCGCCGCGGUCUGGGUCGAUGCCAUUACCGCCAUCCAGCCCCGUGGACCUUAUAUGCUCGGCGGAUGGUCGGCCGGUGGAUACUACGCGUACGAGGUGAUGAAACACUUACAGCGGCGUGGCAAGAUUGUGGACCGGGUCGUGCUGGUGGAUUCGCCGUGUCGGACAAAUUAUGAAGCGCUGCCGCUUGCGGUAGUUCGGCACUUGGCUUCCAGCGGGUUGAUGGGGGACGAGAGCGCGACCAAGGGAAAGAAGGGUGUUGUCAAUAAACCAGCGCCAAAGCGGAUGGUUGAUCACUUUGCUUCCACACUCCGAGCAGUGGAGCGGUACAAGCCGAUUCCGCUGAAGAAGGGUGAGGGCCCGAUGCCCGAAGUGUUCCUCAUCUGGGCGUCGGAGCCUCUCAUCAGCGAGGCGCAAGCUGAGGCUGCUGGGUUGGACUCAAGCGUCAAGGUCACCCGGCUGCUGUUACUACGGUCGCAGGCUGACUUCGGGCCCAACGGCUGGGAGAAGCUGUUCCCGGGGGCAAAGAUGGCCAUAGCGAGGGUGCGCUGCCACCAUUUCAAUAUUGUACAUCCACCAAACGCCGAGAGGCUUGGAAGUUUGUUAAGUGAUGUAGUUCAUCCGGAGGGUGAAGCGGAGUGGCGGAACAGCUGGAAAAGCAAUCAAAAGAGCGAUUGCGAGGUGGGGGUCACAGUGAAUUGA
Molecule: messenger RNA, 1212 nt
Organism: Dichotomopilus funicola
Lineage: Eukaryota; Fungi; Ascomycota; Sordariomycetes; Sordariales; Chaetomiaceae
Product: Alpha/Beta hydrolase protein
Exons: 2
Coding region: 1-1212 (403 amino acids)
Biological process (GO): biosynthetic process
Molecular function (GO): phosphopantetheine binding
Source: RefSeq, a predicted model, not a curated record